This is a messenger RNA of Mycotypha africana, 549 nucleotides long. RefSeq lists its product as uncharacterized. Bases 1 to 549 code for a protein of 182 amino acids. Lineage: Eukaryota; Fungi; Mucoromycota; Mucoromycetes; Mucorales; Mycotyphaceae. The record is from RefSeq and is a predicted model, not a curated record. The transcript is spliced from 4 exons.
AUGUUUGUGUUAAUGGGUAUCCUUGGUGAGGAAACAGAAUUUUACAGAGUAUGUCUUCGGAGCUACUUUAUUGUAAAAGAUGUUAUAGACGAAUCGUGCGAGAGCCCAGAUACACAAAGCACUUUGCUGGCCUACGAGCACUUAAAAGUCUCCAACGCAGAAAUCGCGUCUUUGCGACGGUUAGAAGGUGAAGCUCAUUGUUGCGUUUCUUCAAUCCGGAAACACAGAACUACAUGUGAGGUUAGAAAGCCGUUUGGAUGUACGCGUCUAAGGGACGGUCAAACACAUCAAAAUCGGCCUUACAAUGAAGUUAUGGGCCGACGAUUGGAACUUAACACUCCUGCAAUGACAUUUACUACAAUUUGUGAACAUGACCCCAUCAAUGGUUUGAAGUACCUGACUCCUUCGGUCUACCUCUUUUUGUAUAUUACGGAUAGUAUCGUGGUCAAAUCGGUCGCCAACUGCGUCUUAGCUUCCAAGCUUAACAAUGAAGAAGACCAUGAAGUGAUGAUUGCAAGAAAAGACAAAACUAAUGCAUUCAAUAUUUGA